CUCCCUUCGUCUCUAAAUAAAUUUUCCUUUUUCGUCCAUCUCAAUUAAAACUUUCAUUUUCCUUUUUUUUGGUAAAGAAUUUGUGGUUCACAACAUUUUUUACACAUAACAACUUUACACCACACAAUGCCCAUAACUGUCUUGCUCAACCUAUUUGAAAGUUAGGAAAACUGUCAAAUAAGUUCAUGUACUUUUAACAAAAAGUCAAUUGAGUUCAAGUACUUUUUUUCGAGUCAAUCAAAUCUAUGAACUAUAAAAAAUCAACCAAAUUAGCUUUUUAAUGGGUAAGUAACCGGUUAUCCGGUGAGUUGCCUACUUGGACGUCCAGCUGGGCAUUUUUUUUUUUUUUUUACUUUUUUCACUUUUUUUAUUUUUUCUUUUCAGUUUCUUUUUCUAUUUCUCCUCCAUCUGCAACCCAUAUCCUUCUCCUUGCGCAGAUUACGGAUCUAUGGAGCAUCCAGGUGGUGGUGGUGGCCAUGAAAGUUGGGGCGGUUGAAGGUCGUUUAAAUGGAAGAGGCGAAGGUAGAGAUGGUGGAAGCCGGAGGCAGUGACAAGGGCAACGGAGUUGGUGGCUAUAGAAUCUGGUGCGGCUGGAGGUCAUUGCAAUGGAGGCAAAGGGAUGGAGGUUGUGGACGGAGGUGGUGUAUAGCGGAGGGGCGGCUGAAGUGAAGGUGGAGGCCGGACUUCAGAUGUGGUGCAGUGGUGGGCGGCGGGCCGGUGGCUAUGGGGGUUGGGCCGCGGCGGAGGUGAUGGCUAGAGAUGCCGAGGCGGUGGAGUUUGUUCGAGUGGGAGUGGCAGAGCAGCAACGAUGGAAGAAAGGGCUGGAGUUGUUGUGGAGACAAGAAAUGAAAGAAAGAAUCGAUCAUGGGGGAGCUGGGAACUGGAAAAGGAGAAGAGGAGCAGACUGCGGACAGGAAGAGAGAAGAAAGAGAAAAAAAAAAGAAAGAGGAAAGAGAAAAAAAGGAAAAAGAAAACAAAAAAUAAAACAAAAAAAGGAAAAUACUAGAAAAUUGCCAGCAGCAACAUGACAACAUCCACUUAGGUGGUUAACCGGGUAACCGGUUGGCUACCUACAAAAUAUCUGAUUCAGUCAUUUAUUGAUAGUUCAUGGACUUAAUUGAGUUGAAAUAAAGUACAUAUAUUCAAUUGACUUUUUGUUAAGAGUACAUGGACUUGACAGUUUUCUCUUGAAAGUUUUAUUAGGGAGGUUGCAAUAAAGUACUUCAACCAGCCUCCCCUUCUUCAGUUAACACCACGGGUACUGAACGAACGCUCCCAGCCGUCGAACGCCGUUCCUCAUCGCCUCAG
Molecule: messenger RNA, 1308 nt
Organism: Cuscuta epithymum
Lineage: Eukaryota; Viridiplantae; Streptophyta; Magnoliopsida; Solanales; Convolvulaceae
Source: the annotation of a GenBank genome assembly